This is a messenger RNA of Hevea brasiliensis (rubber tree), 2272 nucleotides long. Its product is annotated as pentatricopeptide repeat-containing protein At5g66520-like. The transcript has a single exon. Gene Ontology annotation, biological process: RNA modification. Bases 112 to 2007 code for a protein of 631 amino acids. Gene Ontology annotation, molecular function: RNA binding; protein binding; zinc ion binding. NCBI's taxonomy places the organism in Eukaryota, Viridiplantae, Streptophyta, Magnoliopsida, Malpighiales, Euphorbiaceae. The record is from RefSeq and is a predicted model, not a curated record.
CAAAACCGUCGUCGUUUAAACAGCCAAAAAAAGGCGCGAGACAUAACUGUUGUUUGCUGUGGUGCAGUGCUUUCAAAAUCUGGAAGCUCUCAUUUCCGUCUGUUUUCUCCUAUGUUUGCUAAUAAACCAGUACCUCUUCUCUCCUUCACAACCAAAGCUUCCUAUUCUCAAUUCUCCACCGCUAUAUUUCACCCAUUUUUCUCUUCUUUGCGGGCUAAUCCUUCACUCUUCCAGACCAAGCAAGCCCAUGCCCACAUCAUCAUCUCUGGCCUCGCCGGCAAUGCGUCUCUCAUGGGUCAUCUCCUCACCAUCCUCGCUCUGUCUCCAUCAACCCCAUUUGAUUAUUCUCAGUCAAUUUAUCAAACAAUCACAAACCCAAAUGUUUUCGCCUCCAAUAACAUGAUCAGGUGCUUUGCAAAGAGCGAAUCUCCUCUGAAAUCUGUUCUUUUUUACUCAUCGAUGUUGAGAAAUUGUGUAAGACCCAAUAAUUAUAGUUUCACUUUUCUUUUGCAAGCUUGUGGAAAGGGAAUAGGUUUCAAUGAAGGGGUUCAGCUUCAUGGUCAUGUGGUGAAGCUUGGAUUUGGUGAGGAUGUAUACGUGAGGAAUGCUUUGAUUCAUUUGUAUUCUUCUUGUUGUAAGGUUGAGAGUUCAAAAAAGGUGUUUGAUGAGAGUCCACAUAACCGUGAUGUUAUUACUUGGAAUGCUAUGUUGGCGGGGUUUGCAAGAGAUGGAAGAGUUGAUGUCGUGGAGAGUAUGUUUGAUGAAAUGCCCGAAAGAGAUGUCAUCUCGUGGAAUACUAUGAUUAUGGCUUAUGUGCAUAAUGGGAAGCUUGAAGAAGGUUUAGAGUGCUUCAGAAGAAUGAGAGGGAUUGGGUUAAUUCCAAAUGAAGCCACAUUGGUGACGGUACUCUCGGCUUCAGCGCAAUUGGGUUUAAUUGAACACGGUCGGUUGGUUCAAUCAAUUAUAGAUUCAUUGAAUAUUCCACUGACAGUUACUCUUGGGACAGCCCUUCUUGACAUGUAUGCAAAAUGUGGGUGCAUUGAACAGUCUAGGCUUCUAUUUGACAAAAUGCCCCAAAGAGAUAUUUCCACAUGGAAUGUCAUGAUUUGUGGUAUGGCCUCACACGGUCGUGGAAAAGAAGCUAUUGCACUCUUUGAGAGGUUCCUAAAUGAAGGAAUACGUCCCGUGAAUGUUACCUUCAUUGGUGUUUUAAACGCUUGUAGUCGAGCAGGUUUGGUCAAGGAGGGCAAGCGUUAUUUUAAGUUGAUGACUGACAAUUAUGGCAUUGAGCCUGAGAUGGAGCAUUAUGGCUGCAUGGUUGAUCUCUUGGGUCGAGCUGGUUUAGUAUCUGAGGCUAUUGAAAUGAUUGAGAACAAAGUUGUCUCGCCAAACCCAGUAUUGUGGGCAACUCUUCUUUGUGCUUGUAGGAUUCAUGGAUUAAUUGAAUUGGGUGAAAAUAUAGGGAAUAAAUUGAUAGAAUUGGAUCCAUCAUAUGAUGGACAUUAUGUACAACUAGCUAAUAUUUAUGCCAAGUCUAGGAAAUGGGAUGAGGUAAUAAGAGUUCGAAGAUUGAUGGCUGAAAGGAACACCAAUAAAAUUGCAGGUUGGAGCUUGAUUGAAACCCAGGGAAGAGUCCACCAAUUUGUCGCUGGAGACAGAAAACAUGAGCGUUCACUAGAGAUACACAAAAUGCUUGAAGUAAUAGAAACUCGUGUAGCUGAAGCUGGCUAUGUUCCUAAUCUAUCCUCAGUUUUACAUGACAUUGGGGAGGAAGAGAAAGAGAACGCAAUUAGGGUGCACAGUGAGAGGUUGGCAAUUGCUUUUGGUUUUUUAGUAAUCGGAGCUGGGGAUUGCAUUCGAAUUGUAAAGAACCUGAGGGUAUGUACAGAUUGUCACGAGGUGAGCAAGAUCAUAUCUAGAGUGUUUGAGAGGGAGAUCAUAGUGAGAGAUGGGAGCAGAUUUCAUCAUUUUAAGGAGGGGAAAUGUUCAUGCCUUGAUUAUUGGUAGAAUAGACAUAUACAAUCCAUUCAUUAGAGUUUUUGUUCGUCCUUUUGUUCUUUACUGGAAACUUUCAACACAAAGAAGAACCUUUGUAUCUUCCUGUCAGCUUGUGCAUUAUUUUUUCAUUCUUGUAUUAUAGAUUGCUUUUGUUAGUCAUUUUAAUGUAAUGCUAGACGAAUAAUGUCGUGAAUGAGAUUGUUUUGACAUUAUAGUUUGUGUUUCUUUUCAUAUUCACAGCCAUAUAAUUUAUUUCUUCCGAUUGGCAUUUUCA